AUGUUCUUUGGCUACGCCUUGGGGGGCUACAGCCUCAAGUUUGAAGACCCAUCCCCCUACCCGUCGUCGGCAGCGGAGACUCCAGAAGAACAAGCAGGACAAGAAGAACUAGAAGACCUUUCCUCGUCCUUCUCCUACUCCGGUUCCCCGGGCGCCUACCGCCUGCACUGCGGCAUGCACGGCGGCAACACCCUGUUCUUGCUCGGGGCUUGCUACCCGGCGGAGUGGGUGGUCUGGGACGUUCCCGGGAAGACGGACGGGAAGUGGGAGAGGCUGGAGCUGAGGUGGCGGGAGGGGGGGAAGAAGUUCACGAUCUCGGGCCACGUGGGCCAACAUGUGAGGUGGAAAGACUCCGACGGCUUCGUCCGGGGGACACGGGGUGAGAGCAAGGUCACCGACUUCGUCUUGAGGGAGAGGGGGAGCACCAGGACCAGCACCGCCGCCGGCCCCAAAUCAGCUUUGAUCCUCUUGGCGUCUUCGUGGGUGACCGUGCCGGGGUUGCGUUCCUCGCUCGAAUUUCAGCGGCCCCGGACCCGGCGACUCUUCGAGUUCAAGAAGCUGGGACGGACAGGGCGGGGGGGAGGGAGGUCCCGUAUGACGUACAUUCGCAUCAACGGGGGUGGAAGAAAAACACCUUUGGCGGACUUGAGGACUCUCGUGGAGAUGGUCUGGAAGUUGCCCGGGCUUACCUCGGAAAAGUUACGUCGUAAAUCGGCGGAGACAGUCGACGGACAGACCGAAGUAGAAACACCCGUGGGUAUCAUCGAUGUACUCAGCAAAACGGAGGUGAUUGAAAUGAAGUACAACAAGAAGUGGAAGCACGCGCUUGGUCAGGUGCUUGAUUACCAUCUGUUUUAUCCCCGUCUGGCCAAGCGUCUCCACCUUUUUGCACACGGAGGAGAAGCCGGUACAAGCAUGGAUUUUGAUUUGGCCAAGGCUGUGUGUAUGAUCUGCAUGCGGUGCGGGUAA
Ectocarpus sp. CCAP 1310/34 is the source of this 969-nucleotide messenger RNA. NCBI's taxonomy places the organism in Eukaryota, Phaeophyceae, Ectocarpales, Ectocarpaceae. The record is from the annotation of a GenBank genome assembly.